Molecule: messenger RNA, 3612 nt
Organism: Hemiscyllium ocellatum (epaulette shark)
Lineage: Eukaryota; Metazoa; Chordata; Chondrichthyes; Orectolobiformes; Hemiscylliidae
Product: zinc finger protein 850-like
Exons: 3
Coding region: 755-3160 (801 amino acids)
Biological process (GO): regulation of transcription by RNA polymerase II
Molecular function (GO): DNA-binding transcription factor activity, RNA polymerase II-specific; RNA polymerase II cis-regulatory region sequence-specific DNA binding
Source: RefSeq, a predicted model, not a curated record
CGGACCAUGAGCUUCUGAAGCUGCAGCUCCUGAUCCUCUCUCUCUGAAUAAAGAUAGAGCUUUACCCAGACUGCACAUUCCUUCCUCUGUCCCAGAUCUAGCACAGUAGCGCCUCGACAUACGAACAAACCCGUUCAUGUACAAAUCGGUUUACGAACAGGAGCGUACGUAAAAUUUUGCUUCAACGUACGUACGAAAUUGAAGGUACGAACACAAAAGCUCUCGGGCCCCGCGUGAUCUCAUUCAGUUCGUCUUUGGCGUGUGCGCUGUGAACAGCCAUCCAACCAUUCUUACGCUAUCCGAACAAUGGGAAAAGUUAAUUCAGUUCGCGAACUUUUCGGAUUAAGUUCAUAAGUCGAGGCGCUACUGUAUUUGAAAAUCUGAAGGCGGAAGUUUCAACAUCAACAGAUGAAGGGCUUAAGCCCGAAACGUUGACUCUCCUACUUCUCGGAUGCAGCCUCACCUGCUGUGCUUUUCCAGCGCCACACUUUUCAAUACUGACUCUCCAGUGUCUGCAGUCCUCACUUUGACGUCAAUGUCUGACAGUCACUCAAUCCAUCGGGACCGCAACGGUUUUCAUCGAUGAUUCUGUGAGAAGGAGCAAAGCUUUUUGGUUCCUGUCUAAGUACGUUUUCAGCAUCAGCGGGACUGGAUGAGAGACCCUACCAUUGCAGUGCACUGAGUGUGGAGCCUAAAAUAACUAUACAGCCUGGAAAGAGGAAUUCACAGCAGGGAGUGGCUCCACACUUCGGCCAUGGAGAAACGCGAGGAAUCCCACCUCUUGGAGAAACCAUGGAAGUGUGGUGACUGCGGGAAAGGCUUCCGUUUUCCAUCUUCCCUGGAGAUUCAUCGGCGUAGUCACACCGGGCAGAGGCCAUUCACCUGCCCAGUCUGUGGGGAGGCCUUCAGAUAUUCCUCCACCCUGCUGACCCACCAGCGGAUCCACACGCGGGAGACGCCCUACAGCUGCCCCGAGUGCGGGAAGGCCUUUACCCAGGUCUCUGGACUGCAAAACCACCAGUGGGUCCACACAGGGGAGAGGUCCUUCAGCUGUCCCGAGUGCAUGAAGGGCUUCAGCAAUUCCUCCUCUCUGCUGAGGCACCAGCGGGUCCACACGGGGGAGAGGCCCUUCAGCUGCCCUAAGUGCGGAAAAGCCUUCAGGGAUUCCUCCUCUCUGCUGAGGCACCAGCGGGCCCACACUGGGGAGAGGCCCUUCAGCUGCCCCGAGUGCAGGAAGGCCUUUAUCCAGGUCUCUGGACUGCUAAACCACCAGUGUGUCCACACAGGGGAGAGGCCGUUCAGGUGCCCAGACUGCAGGAAGGCCUUCAGCAAUUCCUCCUCUCUGCUGAGGCACCAGCGGAUCCACACGGGGGAGAGGCCCUACAGCUGCCCCGAGUGCAGGAAGGCCUUCAGCAAUUCCUCUGCCCUGCUGAGCCACCAGCGGGUCCACACGGGGGAGAGGCCCUUCAGCUGCCCCGAGUGCGGGAAGGCCUUCAGCAAUUCCCCCAACCUGCUGAGGCACCAGCGGGUCCACACAGGGGAGAGGCCCUUCAGCUGCCCCGAGUGCAGGAAGGCCUUCAGCAAUUCCUCCGCCCUGCUGACUCACCGGAGGGUCCACACGGGGGAGAGGCCCUUCAGCUGUCCUGAGUGCGGGAAGGCCUUUACCCGCUCCUCCCACCUGCUGAGGCACCAGCGGGUCCACACGGGGGAGAGGCCCUUCAGCUGCCCCGAGUGCGGGAAGGCCUUCAGCAAUUCCUCCGACAGGCUGACCCACCAGCGGGUCCACACUGGCGAGAGGCCAUUCCCCUGCCCCAAGUGUGGGAAGGCCUUCAUCAGCUCCUCCCACCUCCGGAGGCACCAGCGAGUUCACAUUGACGUUUUCAGCAUCAGGUGGGACUGGACAAGAGACCCCACUGUUGCAGCGCACUGUGUGUGGAGCCUGAAACAGUUAUACGGCCUGGGAAGGGGAUUUCACGGCAGGGAGGAGUUCUACACGUGUUUGUGUGCAGCUGAAGCUGUGGCCAUGGAGAAACCCGAGGAAUCCCGCCCCGUGGAGAAACCGUGGAAGUGUGGUGACUGUGGGAAAGGCUUCCGCGUCCCGUCUGCCCUGGAGACUCAUCGGCGCAGUCACACCGGGGAGAGGCCAUUCCCCUGCACCGACCGCGGGAAGGCCUUCAGACAUUCCUCCCACCUGCUGGCCCACCAGCGGGGCCACACGGGGGAAAGGCCCUUCAGCUGCCCAGAGUGUGGGAAGGCCUUCAGCACUUCCUCCACACUGCUGAGCCACCAGCAUGUCCACACGGGAGAGAGGCCGUUCAGCUGCCCUGAGUGUGGGAAGGCCUUCAGGUAUUCCUCCACCUUGCGGACCCACCGGCGUUUCCACGCGGGGGAAAGGCCCUUCAGCUGCCCUGAGUGUGGGAAGGCCUUCAGGUAUUCCUCCAUCUUGUGGACCCACCGGCGUUUCCACACGGGGGAGAGGCCCUUCAGCUGCCCCGAGUGUGGGAAGGCCUUUACCCGCGUCUCUGCCUUGCGAAGCCACCGGCGUAUCCACACCGGGGAGAGGUCCUUUAGCUGCCCCGAAUGCAGGAAGGCCUUUACCGACAUCUCCUCCCUGUUGAAGCAUCAGCGGAUCCACACGGGGGAGAUGCCCUUUACCUGCUCUCAGUGCGGGAAGGCCUUCAGCACAUCCUCCCACCUGCUGACCCACCUGCAUGUCCACACAGGGGAGAGACAGUACACCUGCCCUCACUGCGGGAAGGGCUUCAGGUAUUCCUCCGGCCUGCUGACCCACCAGCGGGUCCACACAGGGGAGAGACCGUACACCUGCUCUCAGUGCGGGAAGGGCUUCACCUACUCCUCCCACCUGCGGAGACACCAGCGGAUCCACACGGGGGAGAAGCCCAUCAGCUGCCCAGAGUGCGGGAAGGCCUUGACCGACAUCUCCUCCCUGAUGAAGCAUCUGCGGAUCCAUACCGGGGAGAGACCGUACACCUGCCCUCAGUGUGGGAAGGGCUUCAGCACAUCUUCCUCCCUGCUGAGGCACCAGCGGAUCCACACCGGUGAGAGACCGUACACCUGCCCUCACUGCGGGAAGGGCUUCACCUGCUCCUCCAACCUGCGGAGACACCAGCGAGUUCACGUGCCAUUGCAGGGGGAGUGAAGGAGUGAUGGCCGAGUCCCAUUAUCGACCGGACUAUCAACCCGGUUCCGGGGACUCCCAGGUUUGAAUCCCGCCACGACAGAUGGCAGAAUUGGUAUUCGGUCAGAAAUGUGGAGUUCGGAAUCUAAUGAUGAGACCGUUUCAGGGAGGGGGUGGUGUGGAGGAGAAAGCCCCCAUCUGAUUCACUCUCUCCCUUGUUGUUAGGGGAGGGAACCCCCAUUGUGGGAAAGGAUUCACUCGGUCGUUCCAGCUCUAUCCUUUACCCGGUCUGGCCUACACGUGACUCCAGACCCACAGCAGUCUGGUUGACUCUACACUGCCCUCCCCACCGCACUGGCAAAGGUGCGGAGAGAAACUUACUUGGAGACAGGGUAUGGGUUGAAAUUGCUGAGUGAGGCAAUACUUCCUCCGGGUUACGGCUGUACCAAGGAUCCAAUUACAAAGGGACAACU